Brachypodium distachyon (stiff brome) is the source of this 5054-nucleotide messenger RNA. Its product is annotated as pentatricopeptide repeat-containing protein At3g57430, chloroplastic. The transcript has 3 exons. Lineage: Eukaryota; Viridiplantae; Streptophyta; Magnoliopsida; Poales; Poaceae. Gene Ontology annotation, biological process: RNA modification. The record is from RefSeq and is a predicted model, not a curated record. Gene Ontology annotation, molecular function: RNA binding; protein binding. Bases 62 to 2227 code for a protein of 721 amino acids.
ACAGUUAGGCCUACAGACAGUUCAGGUUCAGACUAGUCCUUCCGCGCGCCAUGAAAACGAAAUGCAAGGUAAGCCGUCAGGUUUCCGCGCCUGGUUUCCCUGGAGUGACACCACGCGCCGCGUCUCCAAGGCUCGCCUUGGUCGACCGAUGCUCUUCUCCGCCGUCAGGCACGGGCUCAAGCCGAGGCCGCGCCUCCCUCCUCCUCCUCCUGCUGCAUCACCGGCGACGGCUCCGGCGUCUCCUCCCGCAUGCACUCAUGUAUCCGCCUCACACGCCUCGCUGCUGCUCCGGCUCCGGUCGUGCCCGACCCUCGCCGAGGCCCGGCGCCUGCACGCGGCCCUGCUCGUCGGCGGCCACCACCGCCGCGGGGCCGUCCUCGCGGCACAGCUGGUGCACGCGUACGCUAGGCUGGGCGAGGCCGGGCGCGCCCUGAGCGUGCUCGACGGAAUGCCCAUGAGGAACUCCUUCGCGUGGAACGCCGCGAUCAAGGGCCUCGUCGACUCCGGCCAGUUCGCCGAGGCGCUGGAGACGUACUGGGCGAUGGUCCGUGACGGCUCGGUCGCCGCAGACGGCUUCACAUACCCGCCGGUCAUCAAGGCGUGCGCCGCGCUCGGAGUGGUCGAGCAAGGGAGGAUGGUAAGAGAGAACGUGGAGGCUGACGUUGUCCGUGGCGUUGUGGCGCCCAGUGUGUUUGUGCAGUGCGCGCUCGUGGACAUGUUCGCCAAGUGCGGGUGCUUGGGUGAGGCGAGGAGUGUGUUCGAGAGCAUGCUGGAGAGGGAUCUGGCUGCGUGGACCGCCAUGAUUGGAGGGGCCGUGCAUGCCGGGGAUUGGCUUGACGCGAUGAGUUUGUUCAGUCGGAUGAGAUCAGAAGGGUUCUUGGCCGAUUCGGUGAUCAUUGCCACUGUUAUUCCAGCAUGUGGUAGGGCGAAAGAGUUGAGGACUGGAAUGGUGUUGCAUGGAUGCGCAGUAAGAUGUGGAGUUGGCGAUGACACCUGCGUUUCUAAUGCUUUGGUUGAUAUGUACUGCAAGUGUGGUUGUCUGGGUAUGGCUGAUCGUGUGUUCUGGUCUAUCGGUUUCAAGGAUGUUGUGUCCUGGAGUACCUUAAUUGCGGGGUAUUCGCAAAAUGGGAAGGAUCAUGUAAGUGUCAAUUUGUUUACUGAAAUGGUUACUGCAGGGUUAAAACCAAAUUCAAAUACUAUGGCAAGUAUACUUCCUAGCCUUUCUGAGAUGAAGUUAUUCAGACAUGGAAAAGAAAUUCAUGGCUUCUCUUUAAGAAAUGGUUUUGAUCAGAGCAAGUUCCUAGGUAGCGCAUUUAUAGACUUCUACAGUAGACAAGGAUCCAUAAGGGAGGCAGAAAUUGUACUUGAGCUCAUGCCGAAGAGAGAUUUAGUCAUAUGGAAUUCCAUGGUUGCAGGAUAUGCCGUGAAUGGGAAUACAGAUUCAGCGCUGUGUGCAUUUAGGGCGCUGCAGAAAGUGGGAUUCAGACCUGAUCAUGUGACUGUUGUUUCAGUUCUUCCAGUCUGCAAUCACCAUUCCAGGCUCAUCCAGGGUAAAGAACUUCAUGCGUAUGUUGUUAGGCAUUACAUGAGUUCAGUUUGCUCAGUUAGUAACGCACUUAUAGAUAUGUACUGCAAAUGUUGUUGCCUAGAAAAGGGAAAAGAGAUUUUUCAAUUGGUGACAGACAGAGAUACUGCUACAUAUAACACACUGAUUUCUUCUUUCGGAAAGCAUGGCCAUGAAGAUGAAGCAAUAAUGUUAUUUGAUCUAAUGAAGAGAGAUGGAAUUGCUCCUGAUAAAGUGACUUUUGUGGCUCUAUUAUCUUCUUGUAGUCAUGCAGGGCUUAUUGAGAAGGGCUUGCACUUCUAUGAUAUCAUGUUACAAGAUUACAACAUUUCCCCGGGUAAGGAGCACUACUCAUGUGUUGUUGAUCUUUACAGCAGAUCUGGGAAACUUGACGAUGCUUGGAAGUUCGUUUCAAGCUUGCAAGAUGAGGCAGAAAUAGAUGUUCUUGGAUGCCUCUUGGGAGCAUGCAGAGUGCAUAACAGAAUGGACAUUGCUGAGCUAGUUGCAAAAAGAAUAUUUGAACAGAACCCCAGCGAUCCUGGAUAUCAUAUUCUGCUGUCCAAUAUCUAUGCUAAUGCUGGAAUGUGGUCUCACGUGACAAGGAUAAGAACUAUGAUCGAAAACAGGAGUUUGAAGAAUAAAACAGGAAACAGCUUGAUUUAAGAUGAUAAGAUCAUUAGUUCUGGAUCAUAUUAUUCAAUGGUGCUUUGCUAAAGCAUAGCAACCAUUCAUGGUAUGGAACAAAACAACUAAAAAGGCAUUCGAAAAUAUCAGGCUGCCAUUUAUGGUGCCAAGAUUCAGAGCUGGAGUAAACACCUUAUGGUUACUUUGUACCAUAUGAUGCAUAUAGGAAGCAAGUUAAAGCUUAAACUCUUGAUGUGCAUGGACAGUGACUAUCCUCUGUCUGCUUCAGAAUUAGUGUCUAAGCCUGAGGACAGUAUGUCAGAGAAAUUGCUACCGUCUUCAAAACGCUCUUGGAUGAUUUUCACUAGAGGAUAAUUUCAUAUCUGUGGAUACAUGCAGGAUUGCAGGUGAGUAAAAAGCUUGCUGGAUAAUAUUUAGUGUAUUGUACAGUACAUAUUUUUGGAAAAUUUAUUGAGAGGUUCACAAUUUUGCUUGUUUUCCUACCUGUAGGCUGUAGUCUUGUGCUCUUUGCUUCCUUUUGCUACUUAUCAUCUAACUAACAUGGUGUCCCGCACAAUUGCGCGGGAAACAUCUUUAGUUCCUAACUAUCAAUUAUGCAUCGUAAAAAAACUAUCAAAAUUAAGCACAAAAAAAGAUAAUAGAAUCAAUUAUAAUAAACUAAGCAUAGGCUGUGCUGAUUUGUUUAUGGACAAACUUCAUAUUUCGUUAUCUCUGACUACAAUCUGGCUUCAUUUGACACUAAGCUCUGAAAGUCUUCAUUUUGUAGGCAACACCGACUUGUUUUCAUCUGAGAGUUAGUUUUUUGAAUUGCUUUAUACUCAUGUAACCCUCAGGGUUCCAGCAGUCACACUUCUGGGUUUCCUACUUUUCUAUAGGCAAUCUCAAUUAAUCCUGAGCUCAUUUGGCAUCCAUCCUUUCAUUUCAUUUGGUAGAAAUGAAAUGGAAUCGAAAUCCAAUUUUUGAUAAGAUUUCAUUUGGUUGAAUUUGAAUUCCGGGUUCAAAUAUCAUGUUUGUCUACCACAUGGGUUUGUAGAGUGAGAGACAAUUCCAAUGAAAUAAUGUCUUUUAGAGAGGUAUUGGAGUUAGUUAUAGUGAUUCCAUGGAAUUUCAGAUUGAAUUCUUGUGACCAAUUCGGUGCCAACCAAACAAGUUGGUUUCUGGAAUCCGAAAUGUUCCAGAAUUCUAGGCCCAAAUGAUGGGUGCCAAACGAGCUGUGAAAGUUCUUUUGUGCAACAACCAAACAAUAUUACUUCUUAUAGAGUUCUGAAGAAACUGAAAUAGCCCGUAAACUUUGACCUCCAGCCUCCAGGUCGUUGUUGUUUCCAAAGAAAAUGUCUACUUUUGCUUCUCAGGUUUUUAAUACAGUAAAAUCAGAAGUACUCCCAGUAAAUUAGCAAAUUUACAGUAUUCCUGUAAAAUAUCAAUUGCUAUGCUUCUUGAGCUUGUUCACUGCAGACGAGGCAACAAGACCACACGACACAUAGGACAGGCAUCUAACUGCACUCUUUCUGCACACAGUGUUCAGUACACUGCAUAGCUUCUUGGCUAAUGUUUAAAUCUCUUCGCCUGUUACCAUCAUCAUAUAUAAUGAUAGUGUUCCCAUCAAAUGAUGCCAAAAGCUGAAAGAUAUUAAAGCAGAUUCAGCAAAGCAUCCUGAUUUCAUUGCUCAUUCUGCGCAAGGACAAUCGAUCAGUGGAAUUGUUGAGCCUAUACAAAGAGUGGGUUCACUUCAUGUCUACAUCAGAUAGUGGUUGCCCUGCCUAUUCUGCUGAUUGUUGCUGCUAUCCGAAGUAUUUGCAGAGGACAAGAACGUGGUCUGCGUAAGCUUUUGUUGUACCGGUUAUUUUCCUGGAAUCGACAGGAUAAGUCAGAAGAGUUUUUUCACUUGCUGACUUUAUGAACAAGGUGGUGAUGCAUACCAGUGUUUCGGUUUAUGGGGAGUUUUAUGGCGCCACUGUUUAAGAAGGCCUUGAAUUCCUUAUGGCGUAAGAUGAACAGAUUGACUUGCAAGUUCCAAGAAAGCAAAGAAAAGCAAAUAGGCAUCGUUAUCCUAUCCAGAUCGAUCACAUAUUGUACACCAACUCUGGAAGUUCCAAUGGCCUGCGUGAUUUGGACCACCAGCCUUCCUGCAACGAUAAGGACGCUCCUGAGAAUGGGGUACCGACCCACGGUGCCCUACUGCCCUGCCUUCAUGCUGCAGGCACCGGCACCGUUUGAAUUCACGCUCAUGAAUUAAUGGCUUCGCUGUCCUAUUUCAGCAAUCAUCAGUGGGGGGAGGUGCUGCUGCAGGAGACACGUUUGGAUGUUUGCCUGAUCUGAAGGUUUAUUGGCUUACAAUUUUUGCAGGGUGUUGCUUCAGUCAGGGGCACAGUAGCAUUUGAGAAGCAUUCAGUUUCUCAGCAUGGGCAAUGGCAUGGUGUGCAGGGUAUCCACGUCUACCAGGAUCACUCCGGUAUUUAAUUGCCAUGCAAGAUUAUGCAUUAUGAAUGCUACUAGCUCCAUUCCAUAUCGUUUUGAUUUGAUCCUAAGCUGCCUAACGACUGAUAAGACGGGAUUGCAGUUUCCUAACGCAUGUGUAUCUGCCAGUGUGUACCUAAUUUUCCAUUUUGUAUGGUAUGUUCUGGUCUGGGACAACUGGGUUUGGCUUGCGCUUGUGGUUUUAGCAUCUGGGCCAAUGUACCCAAAGCUGAAGUACCUGUAGAACAUCAGAUUUAAAGGUCAACGAUACCCCCCAAAGAAUAUUAUUGGAUGAUCCUACCUGUAAAAGCAACACCCUGCUUCAAGACUUUUGAGUUGGAGAACAUGGAAAGGCAUCAACAAAUUGAUCAUCCAGGUGUGCAUUUUA